UCGUGCACUGCAGCGAUGCGGGGUGCGCCGGGUGCGGGAACAGCCCGCAUCGAGGGCUCGGACACCGGCACGGCUCGGACACGCAGCGCCCGCAGGGACAGCGGGCCGGGCCGGCACCGCGCUCUGCCGCCUUCCUCCGCUCGCAGCGGGCAGCGGCUCAGCCCCUCCCAGCCCGGCCGCGCGCUCUGCCUCCCGCGGGCCCGCUGGAACAGGAGGAAUAGGAGCAGGAGGAGGAGAAAGGCCGAUGCGGGAAGGGGAGGGGGAAGGGCCGCGAUACCCAGCCCCCACCGCCCGGCCUCCGCCGGCACCGCCGUUGCCGGGGCAGCCGACGUCAGUUGCAGCCGAGGCGGCGAUUGGUCCGGGCCGGGCGCUCCCGACGGGGCCGAGCCCGCCCGCUUCCUUCGGCGCUCGGCGGCUGCCGGCACCGCGCCGCCUCGGCUGCGCCCGCCCGGCCACGUCCGCGCCGUGGCCAUGGGCCGCCCGCUGCUGCUGCUGGCGCUGCUGGCGCUGCUGCCCCGCGGCCGCGCCUGGGACAGCGGCGACCUGGAGCUGUUCGACCUGGUGGAGGAGGUGCCGCGCAACUUCUACGACUUCCUGGGGGUGCAGCAGGAUGCUUCAUCAGCAGAUAUUCGGAAAGCAUAUAGGAAGCUUUCACUGAUUUUACACCCAGACAAGAAUAAAGAUGAAAAUGCAGAAACACAGUUUAGGCAAUUGGUGGCUAUCUAUGAGAUUUUAAAGGAUGAAGAAAGAAGGAAGAGGUAUGAUGAUAUUCUGAUCAAUGGACUACCAGAUUGGAGACAGCCUGUAUUCUACUACAGGCGGGUGAGAAAAAUGAGCAAUGCUGAGCUGGCAUUACUCUUGUUCAUUAUACUCACAGUGGGUCAUUAUGCUGUGGUUUGGUCAAUCUACCUGGAAAAACAGCUGGAUGAACUGCUCAGCAGAAAAAAGAGGGAGAAGAAGAAAAAAACGGGAGGUAGAAGUGCGGAUGAAGCAAAACUUGCUGCUCCUGAAAAACAUGAAAGAGCACUGGACAAACCACAGUGGCAUGACUUACUUCCAUGCAAGCUGGGAAUAUGGUUCUGUCUCACUGUGAAAGCUUUGCCUCAGCUAUUCCAGGAUGCCAGACAAUUAUAUGUAGAAUAUAAAGAAACAAAAAUGAAGGAGAAAGAAGAUGCCCUGGCUAAGGCUGAACUUGAAACACUUCAGAAGGAGAAGAAGCCUAAAGUCAAGAAACCAAAGUCUGAAUUUCCUGUAUACACUGUUCUCGAAUCAAGUGCAUACAUACCAUCCUAUGACCAUGGAGCUUCUAUUGAAGAGAUCGAGGAACAGAUGGAUGACUGGUUGGGAAACAGGAACAGAGCACACAAAAAGAAGGCACCUGAAUGGACAGAAGAGGACCUCAGCCAGCUGACAAGAAGUAUGGUUAAGUUCCCAGGGGGGACCCCAGGUCGAUGGGAAAAGAUUGCUCACGAAUUGGGUCGAUCAGUGGCAGAUGUCACCACAAAAGCCAAACAGCUGAAGGACUCUGUGACGUAUACACCAGGUGUCACCAGGCUCUCCGAGCUUAAAACCUUGGCCCAGAAUUCCAAGAACACCAAAGUCUCCAUGAAUCUACCAGACCACAUCAUCACACAGAGGGAAAGGGAGGAGGAAGAGGAGGAGGAGGGGAGCUUCAAUCACAGCCCAGAUCGGACAGAUGCCCAGACAGAUCCCAAGGAGAGCGGUGCUGGUGAGACCAGGCAUCGCAGGCGGAAGGUCCCCAAAGCGCCUGAAAUGGGGCCAGCAGCAACAAAAGAGGCAUCGGAGGAGAAGGGCAGAGGGAGACGGCAGAAGGAUUUCGAUCACACAGAGCAGGAGGAAGAAAGUGAUGACGAGAGCAGAAAAAGAGAGAAGAGCCGUGCCUUAGAAGAACUGUGGACUCAGAACCAACAGAAACUUCUGGAAAUGGCCUUGCAGCAGCAUCCAAAGGGAACGUCGGACCGCUGGGACAAGAUAGCAAAAUGCGUUCCUGGAAAAAGCAAGGAGGAGUGCAUAGCGCGGUACAGGCUGCUGGUUGAGCUGGUACAAAAGAAAAAGCUGGCCAAAAGCUGAGUGCUCUCAGCAGAAGAAUUGACGUCGUCUUCGUCAAAAUGGGGGAGUAAAACUCAUAUGCAGGAAACCGCAUUUUUGUACCUCGGUAUUUCUAUACGUCACGUGCCUUAGGAAAAGAAAGUGUCAAUAAAUCUUUUGUCGUCUUACCGACUAUUCUGUGUGCUGGAGAAAGGAGGUGCGCUUUUGUGUAGGAGCUGCUUACGUGGAGAGGUGCUGAUGUCCUGAACAGGAGCUUCAGGUAACCCACCCCGCUGCCUGCGUGCUGCAACUGCUGCGGGUGCAGCCCGUAUUUGUUCUUUAGCACGUGGAAUGUUUUUUGGUCACAGAUAAAAAUUAACCUUAGGCUGUAAGGAAAGAGUGGAAUGUAACAAUAAAUAGCAGGGAAAAAGA
Molecule: messenger RNA, 2481 nt
Organism: Coturnix japonica (Japanese quail)
Lineage: Eukaryota; Metazoa; Chordata; Aves; Galliformes; Phasianidae
Gene: DNAJC1
Product: DnaJ heat shock protein family (Hsp40) member C1
Cellular component (GO): endomembrane system
Source: RefSeq, a predicted model, not a curated record